AUGACACAACUGAAAACCCUAGGCGGUACGGAAGGUGAAUCAACACCGUUGGUUACUGCACCGAUUAUGUCAUACGCAUUUUGGUUUAAACUUUGUAAGAGUCUGAUAGAGGUUUAUGAACAAAACGGAGACUCAGUAAAGAAUGGAGAAAUUUCUGAAGAAGAAAGACACAUAAUGCUGCUGUUGGAUCUGCGCAAAAAGAAACUGAAGACCAUAGAGAAAGAAAACAGAAACACAGAUAUACAGUAUCAUGUAGAUUUGGCAAUUCUGACCUCCAUCUCUGAGAAUAACUGUUCUACUGAAGAUGCUUUCUUUGAAAACUCUAUGUCUGAGGAUAACCAUUCUAGUGGAGAGGAUAACCGUUCUACUGAAGAUGUUUUCCUUGAAAACUCCAUGUCUGAGAAUAACUGUUCUACUGAAGAUGUUUUCUUUGAAAAGCACUUUAGAGAUAUUAUUUUUCCAGCUAUAUCACCCUCGGAAAACGUUAAGAAGGGAAAUAUACCUCGUACAUACCUAAAGUGUUUUUCAAAGAAAGCAUCUUCAGUAGAACGGUUAUCCUCAGACAUGGAGUUUUCAAGGAAAGCAUCUUCAGUAGAAUGGUUAUCCUCUCCACUAGAACGGUUAUCCUCAGACAUGGAGUUUUCAAGGAAAGCAUCUUCAGUAGAACAGUUAUCUUCAGACAUGGAGCUUUUACAAAGUUUAAACCAAAAUGCGUAUGACACAAUCGGUGUAGUAACCAACAGUGCUGAUUCAUCUUCUGUACCGCCUAGGGUUUUCGGUUGUGUCAUCGGCGUACAAAGUGGUCGUACUGUUGAGAUCUUCAACAGCUUCGAACUUCUUUAUGAUCUCAACCGCGCUUUCCUCGAAAAGAAGCAGGAGCUCUAUAAGAAGGUUUUCCCUAACUUUUAUGUACUGGGAUGGUAUUCAUCGGGGAGUGCACAAGAAUCGGAUAUGCUUAUUCACAAAGCUUUGAUGGAUAUCAAUGAAAGUCCUGUGUACUUGCUUCUCAAUCCUUCUAUCAAUUAUGCACAGAAGGACCUGCCACUUACUAUCUAUGAAAGUGAGCUGCACGUCAUUGAUGGCAUCCCACAACUUAUUUUUGUCCAAGCAAGCUACCAAUUUUUUUUGCCUUGUCAACUAACUGUUGAAGCUGAACAUUCUGUUGAUCAUGUUGCUCAUCUUAAACCAUCUGAUGGAGGUUUUGCUGCAACUCAGUUGGCUGCCCACCUCACUGGCAUACAUAGUGUCAUUAAGAUGCUGAAUAGCAGAAUUAGAGUGCUACAUCACUAUCUGCUUGCAAUGCAAAAAGAUGAUAUCCCUUGUGAUAAUUCACUUUUGAGGCAGGGCUCUAGUCUUUUAAGAAGAUUACCAACUAUCGAGUCGGAGAAAUUCAGAGAUGAUUUCUCGAUGGAGUAUAACGACACAUUAUUAGUUAGUUACCUCGCCAUGUUCACCAACUGCUCUAGUACAAAUUCAACACUGCAUAUGACAGGCAUAGUAAGAGGGGCGGACGAACUGCUUUUAUUUGAAAAUAGAUGUUGUUUUCUUGCUCUUAUUUAAUUUCCAUUGUA
This is a messenger RNA of Solanum tuberosum (potato), 1571 nucleotides long. RefSeq names its product COP9 signalosome complex subunit 6-like. The record is from RefSeq and is a predicted model, not a curated record. Lineage: Eukaryota; Viridiplantae; Streptophyta; Magnoliopsida; Solanales; Solanaceae. Gene Ontology annotation, biological process: protein deneddylation. Gene Ontology annotation, cellular component: COP9 signalosome. Gene Ontology annotation, molecular function: metallopeptidase activity; protein binding.